UACCACCGCAGAGACAAUAAAAAUAAUUGCAUAAAAUUAAAAGAAAGUGAAUUAUGUUAAUUUUUAUGUUACACCGUUAUUAUUAUACCAUAACAUGAGCCUAAUUUGUACACUCUUCCGUGUCUUGAGUAUGAACAAUAUGCAUGGGCUUCUAGAAAUAAUAUAAAAUGCCGACGUUUGUCUCAUUCGAAUGCGAUGAGCGACAAUGUAAAGGAGUAUAAUAAGAGCCCAAAUAGUCAAACAGGUAAUAUGUUAUUAUCAUUUGGGAAUAUGGAAAAAGUUAUACUUUCGAUAUUGAUCUUCGUUUGCCAUACCCAUCAGAGGCCACAGCUCGAAGUAGAUGUAUUGACUACAACAGAGCCGACCGAUACUACUACCGAAGAGACCAAGAGCUCGGAAAAAAUUUCACAAGUUACGGAAGCCACUGCGGUGUCGGUUCAAACUUCCGUUAACUUUUCGUCGUUCAGUCCGAGCGCGGUUUUUGAAGACUUUAAGCCCAGCAAUUAUUAUAGGCCCGACGGUAACCCUAUAUUUGAAAGGCCUAGUCCGCAAGUCUCUCACGAAGUUUUCCACAAACCCGAAUACUUUGCAAGACCCAAUAAUCAAGCAAACAAAUUGCCAACGAAAUCCAAAGACAAUAAUGUUAUUUUCCCGCAAGCGACCCAAGAACAUUACUCCCAAUAUUCACAAUUCGACAACCGAUCUAACGGACCGGAGUCUAGGGGUCCAUAUAAGUUCACCGAAGCCUUACCUCAGCAUCAGUUCAAGCCGAUGAAACACGAUAUUGGUGGAGAGCUGCCUUCCAGUACUUACGAUAACAACUUCUACGAAAGGCAUUUUGGAAAGUAUCACGGGAACGAGAUGUCGCAAUAUCCAGACAUAAUACACGAACCACCAAAAAUCUAUCACAGCGUCACCACUGCUCGUAAAAAAGACCCCUGGAGGAGCAUGCUGAAGGUGUUGGCCACUAUCCUGCCGGUUGGUCUGUUGCUCGCAUCCUUUCCACCGACUGUCAUCAAAGUGAAUUCCACGCAAUAUCCCUACCAGUGA
Molecule: messenger RNA, 1050 nt
Organism: Acyrthosiphon pisum (pea aphid)
Lineage: Eukaryota; Metazoa; Arthropoda; Insecta; Hemiptera; Aphididae
Exons: 2
Coding region: 196-1050 (284 amino acids)
Source: RefSeq, a predicted model, not a curated record